Molecule: messenger RNA, 1837 nt
Organism: Ricinus communis (castor bean)
Lineage: Eukaryota; Viridiplantae; Streptophyta; Magnoliopsida; Malpighiales; Euphorbiaceae
Product: B-box zinc finger protein 20
Exons: 3
Coding region: 537-1541 (334 amino acids)
Biological process (GO): regulation of DNA-templated transcription; photomorphogenesis
Cellular component (GO): nucleus
Molecular function (GO): zinc ion binding
Source: RefSeq, a predicted model, not a curated record
GAGUUAUGGCAAUGAAAAUAAGUAACCAGCUCUGGUCUCCCAGAAGCUGACACUGCUCACUUGGUCCCCUCUUCUUCCUCUUCUCUCACUUACUGCUAGUGGGUGCUAAAUAAUUUGGAAGGGAGAGGCUCGGGUCAAUAAAUACGAAGAUAAAUGCCAUAUUCGAAGCCAUGCUCAAAAACUUCAUAUACAGUUUCCAUUGAAAGGGGGACGAAAGUGAGAGGCUAUUGCUGUACAAGAACAUUUAUAUAAAUAUAGAAAUAAUUAAUCUAAGAAAACCCACUUGUUCUCCCUCUUCUUUACUCACAAGAAAGAGAUAGAAAAUCUGCAUAGCAAAUCCAUUCAUCCAGACCUUUCUCUUUAAAGUCAUCAGAUACAAUCAAGAUCUCUGAGCUUAGCUGUUUAUCCAUUAGACACCCUAUUGCCCAUACUCCCAUAAUACCUUUGUCAGUUUCUUUUCCUUUCUUUUUUAUUUUUAUUUUCCCCCCACUUUUCUUAUUUUUACUUCAAAUAUUCGUACUAUAUAUAUACAAAACAUGUUCACAUUGACACCAGCCAAGAAUAAUAUAGCUAAAGAUCAUCAUCAUCAUCAUCAUCAUCAUCAUCUGCAUCACAUUAGGGAUAAAAGCAUGAAGAUCAAGUGUGAUGUCUGUGACAAGUCAGAAGCCUCAGUUUUUUGUUCUGCUGAUGAAGCUGCUCUUUGUGAAGCCUGUGAUCGCCAUGUUCAUCACGCAAACAAGCUUGCUAGCAAACAUCACCGUUUCUCUCUUCUCCGAACUUCCUCUAAACAAUCCCCUCUUUGUGAUAUCUGCCAGGAGAGACGAGCCUUUCUCUUUUGCCAAGAAGAUAGAGCGAUUCUUUGCAGAGAAUGUGACAUUCCAAUCCAUAAAGCAAAUGAACAUACAAAGAAACACAAUAGGUUUCUUCUUACAGGAAUAAAGCUCUCUAAUUCUUCAUCUUUAUACCCAACAUCAUCAUCUUCCAACAGCAGCUGCGACUCGAAGAAAAUCACUACCAGCAACAAGAAAAGCCUCCAACAGCAACCAUACGUGAAUAACAUUAAUACUCCAAGCUUUUCCAAUGAGAUGUUAAGUUCUUCUUCAGUUGAAAGAGCAUCAUCACCAUCAUCCACAGCAGCAUACAAUAAUUUUGAUGAUAAUGUUUCGAUCUCAACAAGUAGUAUUUCUGAGUACUUAGAGGCACUUCCUGGUUGGAGGGUAGAUGAUUUUCUUGAUCCUGCAAUUGCUACUGAUGGUUUCUGUAAGACUUUUGACACUUUUUCGCCAUUGGUGGAUCAUCAAGAUCUUAUAAACCAAGUGGGUCCUUUUUCACCAGAAGAUGAUUUGAACUUCUGGGUCCCUCAAAUUUCACCUCAUAAUCAAUCUCCUGUAUAUAAUCUUCUUCCCAAGAGUGUUACUAGUACUACUACUGGUUCCCUUGAUGGACUAAUGUUAAAGGAGUCCACAUCAGAAGCAAACAAUUGGAAAGUUCCUGAGAUGAGCCAUAGACCACUCAAGAAAUCCAGGCAUAAUUUCCUGUAGAAGAACAUGAAAAAUGUGUUCGAUCUUUUUUCUUCUGUUCUGUUUGAUGGAGAGGUGCAUUCAGUCAAUGGCUACUUUUUCCUCUCCAUUCUUGAUUGAUGUAACUUGUAAGCUUUCCUCGUCAAAAUGAGAAUACAAAGCCAGAUAUUUCCCCUUGGUGGAAAAGACAGCACAUUAAUUAAUUUGGGUUGUUUGUCAAUGGGAGGGAAAAAAAAAAGGUAUCGUACCUUUAUUACAAUAAGCCUAUGUUUGGAGGCUGGUAAAAUAAGAAAAAGAAGGAAAAUAAGAAUGAAGAA